Pseudonaja textilis is the source of this 6259-nucleotide messenger RNA. Lineage: Eukaryota; Metazoa; Chordata; Lepidosauria; Squamata; Elapidae. The record is from RefSeq and is a predicted model, not a curated record.
GCGGCCGCUUCGCCUUGUUUUGCGCGCGGAUGGAAGUGAGCUGCAGCGUCGCGGGGAGGAACGGCGGCGGAGGCGGCUCCACCAUCGGAGGCAACAGCAGCGGCGGCGCCGGCGGCCAAACGCCGGCCACGCCGGCCAGCCUCGCGUCCUCCUCUUCUUCCUCCUCCUCCUCCGCCGCCGCCGCCACGGGGCUCCUGAUGGACGGCGAGAGUCCCUGCGUGGAGGACUACGAGUGCCUGCCCACCAACGCCUCCCUCUACACGCACAUGACCGCCGGGGCGGUGGCCGGCAUCCUGGAGCACACGGUCAUGUACCCCGUGGACUCCGUCAAGACUCGGAUGCAGAGUUUGCAACCUGACCCCAAAGCUCAGUACCGGAGCGUCUUUGAGGCCUUGAGGAAGAUCAUCCGCACGGAAGGCCUCUGGAGGCCGCUGCGUGGAAUUAACGUCACCGUCUUUGGCGCCGGCCCAGCCCAUGCCUUGUAUUUUGCCUGCUAUGAAAAAAUGAAACGCACUUUAAGUGACAUUAUUCAACCUGGAGGCAACAGCCACCUGGCCAACGGCAUGGCUGGGAGUAUGGCUACCCUUCUUCACGACGGUGUCAUGAAUCCAGCAGAAGUGGUGAAGCAGCGCAUGCAGAUGUACAAUUCUCCACACAAGACAGUCAUGGAGUGCAUCCGGACAGUGCAUCGGACUGAAGGCUUGGGGGCCUUUUACCGUAGCUACACCACCCAGCUCACCAUGAACAUCCCUUUCCAAGCCAUCCAUUUCAUCACCUACGAGUUCAUGCAGGAGCAGAUGAACCCCCAGCGACAAUACAACCCUCGCUCGCACAUCAUUUCGGGCGCCGUGGCAGGCGCCGUGGCAGCAGCUGCCACCACCCCUUUAGACGUUUGCAAGACCUUGCUCAACACGCAGGAGAACCUGGUGUUGAGCUCUGUGAACAUUAGCGGGCACCUCUCUGGCAUGGCCAAUGCCUUUAGAACAGUCUAUCAACUGGGAGGGGUCACCGGGUAUUUUAAGGGGGUCCAAGCACGUGUGAUCUACCAGAUGCCUUCAACUGCCAUUGCCUGGUCUGUCUAUGAAUUUUUCAAGUACUUCCUUACCAAACGCCAGUUGAAGAAAGGAGCUCAUUGUUGAUGGAUCACCCGUAGCAAACUGCAGACCGAAUCUCUGAGAAAGCUGUUGGCCUCUUUCUCUCUCUCUCUCUCUCUCUUUGUGUGUGUAAACUUCACCAGGUUCUUUAUGGCCAUUUGUAAAGAGAGCUGGUGGAUCCCUGACUGGAUUACACGUGUGCGUGUGUUUGUGUGUGCGUGCACCGAAGGGUGCGGUUUGGAGAGGAAGGGGCUCGCGCUCUUCCCCAUUCUCCUCCUGCUUUUGCUAAAUCAAAAUGUUUAUUCUUUUAGACCCUGUAUUUAUAGUUUUCUAGAGUAUGGAUAAGUGUGAUGAGAUUUGUACAAGUUUGUACUUAUUUUUUCACUGGGAUGCUUGGGGGAGGGGGGGGGCUAACCUGGGGGAGGGUUGCGUAGGGGGAAGACAAAAUGCUUCUGCUUUGGGCAGCUUUUCCAAAAAAGGCAAUGCCUUCAAACCGAACAGAGACAUUACGUGAUGGAUAAAAUAGAUGGAUAAUAUUUAUCCUUUAUUUUUCUAUUAUUAUCUUUUUUAAGGAAAAAAAAAUCGUGCCAGGGUGACUGCUUUGUGAAUUUUAAAGGGCUUUACUGUUUUUGUUGUUCCAUUGUUAAGAAGAGUAUUUUCCUCCUAAACUAGUACAGCGCCGAGCACAUCUGGUUUGAUAUUAUACUGGCUGUUAAUGUUUUUUUCUUUUCCUUCCGAUGUACUUGAAGGGAUUUCAGGCACAAAAUACUUAGAUUAUGGCUCUUAGGAUCAAUGGACAGUCUCUUUGUGUAGGUGGGAUGCUGAAAUACACAAAAAAAGGAGCUUGGUUUUUUCGUGUGGCAAGAGCUACGGAUGUCACCUUGACUUUUGUCACUGUGUCUCUCUCUCUCUCACACACACACAAAAAAACCCCACCCUCCAGAUCUCUUGUUUCAGUCUCUCCCAAGGGGUUUAUGUUACAUUUUCCCUCCUCCUUAAGCAUGUCUGAACUGGGCUGCUUCUGAUAAUACCCAUUCAAAACUCUUUUUCUUUGGUCGCGCUUUAGCAGGUGUUAAACCUCUGAAGGUACUCCAAUGAAUUCCAUUUCAUUUUGGGAUUGCCGUUGUAGUCUUUAAUUUAGUUCUGCUUCUCACCAAAGCUCUUCUCCCCUUCGGCCUUCUCUCUACCCCCUUCAGCCAGGCGUACUAUUAUAUGCAAGUAUAUUGCACUUGUGCGUAAAUGAACACUCAACAAUUGUGCUCAGGAAUGGGGGCAUUAGGUUUACAUUUCUGCAAUAAAGCUUGCCUCAGAUUGCUUCUCCAAAGAAAUACUGACAGCCAUUCGCUGGUGUUCCGUUUUGGCACUGAAAACUCUUAGUGAAGGAAAGACUUCAAGUCGCAACUUAAGAAAAAGAGAAAUGAGGGUGAGACGGUGCAUCUGUGAGCAUCCCUUUUCGGGUACUUGAGCUGUUAAAAUGAAGACGACUAGAGUCAUUUUAGCACUUGGGACAAAUUUGGGUGCGCCACUGUGAAAACUUAAGAGUCCUAAAAGAAAGUUUCCCCACCCUUCUUAUCUAAAGAGUAUUGUGUGGAAACAGAUUGCAACUGGAAAUCAUGUCCUCAGUUUACUCGCCACACCUUGGAUUUUGCUAACUAAGGAAGUGGCCUCCAAAACUUUUAGGCACCUGGAAGAGAUUCUGUGGUGAGAGGUUUUUCCGUGAGGGGACGUGGUUUUGUGUCACAGAUGGGGCUUUGCUUGAUUGCGUGGCCCGGGCUUUGGCAUGCCGCAACCCAGUACCAGAUCCCUUUUCUAAGGUUUUUACAAAUAACCUGUCCUUGCACACACCAUGCAUUUAAUGGGAAUGCUGUCCAGCGUUAUCUAUCAUGAGUUGCUCAUCCCCUUUUGUGUAUAAGGGCAGAAACUUAGUCUUAAAGCUUGAAUUGUAAAUGUUGACUUCUUAGAUCAGGAUGCUUUCAGAAAACGUAGUUUCCCAGCCCUGAUGGAAAUGAAACAAAACAAUAACUCGAGAAAUAUUUCCUUGGUGACCUCAGGAAAUACUGCUUUCUUGCAGUAAAUAUUGUAAAGAUUGACAUCAAUAUUUUCCAAUUGGGCUUUUCCCCCCAACUGGGCCAGGAUUGCAGUGGAGAAUUCCCAGCCAGCCUUGAGAGGAAAAAAAGUUUGAAGGGGUAUGCCUUCAUAACCAGCUACAUUUUAUUCAAAAAAUAAAAUAAAUAGAGAAUUUACAAUGCCAACAGAUUGCUUUUAAGUCAUGACAUUAUAUUUGCAGGCUUUGGAAAGUUUUUUUUUAAAGCAGAACCAGGUUUAAAUCAGGUUUUUUUUUUAAAGUUGGUAAUUGUAAGAUGAGGGGACUUCAACUUCCAGAAGUGGAGUUGCUAAGUUUGAAGAAACACUGGUUUUAAAAUGUCAUUGUACUUAAGGACUGAGUUCCAGUUUGUUCAACAAAAAGAAAAAAAAAAUGGGUUGAAUUGCUGGCUGAUUCUUCUGAAGGCCAGAGUACAAAUAGCGUCUGUAACAAACCAGUGUUGUUAAAUUAGAACUGUUCUUCAAAAAGUCUAACUUUUUAAAGUCUAACUUUAAAACACAAACAAAUAAUGGGUGGAAGGUUUCUGGGACAAUACCCGUUUCCACUCCCUCCCUGUUGCUUUUUGGCCUUAGAAAUACUCCUCAAAUAAUGUACCCACCAAGAUUCUUACAAGGAGUUAUCUUCCUAGAAGGGGUCUGGAUUGAAGGAGAACAUAGAUGGUGACAUGUACGAGAGAAAAUAUGAAUUAGCGGUGGAAGGAACAGUGGAUAGUUAAGCUGCUCUCCAUGUGGGUGAGCCAUUUUUGACUUCUUCAAGGGUCUUCAACCUUGGCAACUUUAAGACUUGUGGACUUCAACUCCCACUGGGGAGUCCACAAGUCUUAAAGUUGCCAAGGUUGGAGUUCUUGUUAGUUGCAAAGUCGUGUCCGACCCACCGCGACCCCAUGGACAACAUUCCUCCAGGCCUUCCUAUCUUCUACCAUCUUCUGGAGUCCAUUUAAGCUUACACUGACUGCUUCAGUGACUCCAUCCAGCCACCUCAUUCUCUGUCGUGCUCUUCUUCUUUUGCCCUCAACCAUUCCCAGCAUUAGGCUCUUCUCCAGCGAGUCCUUCCUUCUCAUUAGGUGGCCAAAGUAUUUGAAUUUCAUCUUCAGGAUCUGGACUUCUAAAGUUCUAAACCUUUCUCAUCAUUGCCUAUCUUAUGGGGACAGAUUUAGCACCUUUGGCCUGCUCAGAAUGCAACCUGUUAAAACUUUUUCCCUCAGUAAGGAGGAACUGAUUUCGAAUCAAAUUCCUUGAAUGAGUUCCCUGAAUUAUUGUUUUUUUAAAAAAAAAAUGUGCUUAUAAGCUAAACCCGAAUGUGUUAGUGUUACCCUGAAGUAUGUUGGACUUGAAGUAUUUGCAGGGAAAAUUCACAACAAGGCCUCUGUGAAUUCUGAGUGGGUUGGUUAUUAUUAUUUUCUUUCUAACAACAGCAACCCCAAAAUGCAUAACUGAAUAACAACGCAGGCGGUCCUUGACUUACGUUUAUUUAGUGGCCGUUCAAAUUUAUAGCAGCACUGAAAAAUGUGACUUAUGUCCGUUUUUCACCCUCACGACUGUUGCAGCCUCCUCCUGGUCACAUGCUCAACAUUCAGGCGCUUGGCAACUGAUUCAUAUUUAUGACGGUUGCUGUGUCCUGGCAAGGCAAUGGCGAAGCAGCAACCGUGAUACUAUCUUAUCAACUCCCCUGAUUCACUUAUGGCAAGAAAGGCGGUAAAAAUGGGGCACUUAACAAAUGUCUUGCCUAACCACUGAAACUUUGGGCUGAGUUGUUGGUCGUAAGUCGAGGACUAUCUGUGGUUCUAAAAAAUGCCUAGAUCAGCGUUCUGAAUCCUCCUUUUCUGCUGUGUUGAGUCCCACUGUGUGCUGGGCUAGAAUUCCCUACUAAGAUACAACCUCUAAUAGCGGCUCCCACCAAAGAAAGGCCUUUUUAAACUUUAAAGAAUGAAGUGAGGCUCUGCAAAUGUGGAAGUACAUAUCCUGCUGCUUUUUGUAUGCUACAGACGCACAUUUUUAAAGUGAAUUUCUUUUUUUUUUUUUUUUGUGGAAAGCUGACAUUUGCUGUUUGAAAAUUGCUGCCUUAUACAUUUUUACCAAUGUAGACUUUUCCCCAGGAAUGUUUGUACGUGUAUAUAUACCGUCAUGCUUGUGCGUGUGUACACACAAACACACACUUAUACCCAGCCAUAAGAAACUAUGUUUUGAAAUGCUGCUACAGUUAAAACACUGGGGCUCAAGUAAUAAAAUAAAUGUGUUUGAUUUAUUAGAUCAAGAUCAUUUUUCCCCCCCAAAAAAAUGGCUGCUAAAAAUGCUCAUUGACUUAAAAUGUUUUUUGGGGGGCCAUUAUUGUGGCGGGUCUGGCUUUUCCUUUCUCCUUUGAACGGUGGCUGAUGAUUGCAUGUGUUUCCCCCAUUUAAUUUACAGAACCAGAAAGGAACGUUGAGGAUGGCUGAACAUACUAACAAGGGGAAAUAUUUGUAGCUCAGGGUUGGCAACAGGGGCCCUUGGUGAUCUCUGAGCUUGCUUAUUUCCUUGCGGACAUUUCAUUACCCAAACUAGAUAACACCAUCUAGAGUAGCAUUGAUGAUGUUACCUAGUUUGGCUAAUGAAAUGUCUGCAAGAAAACAAAUAAGCUCAGAGAGUACCAAGGACCCCUCAUGACUGAACAUACUUAGAGAGUAAGGAAGACGACCUUGACAAAGAUAGACAAAUGGAGCCUGUAUGUCUAUCCUCUUAUUUUUUCAUGUCGUUACCAGGGUUUAGUUCUCAGGUGGCACUGGUAGAUUAGAGAAAGACAGGAAGCACACGUUCCCUUUGACUUGGCGGAGAAUUUCAUAUUUUAUGGUAAGGGUGGGGAAUUUUAACAGUUUGAGGCUCACCGUUUGUAGGUAUAGUGGCCAAGACCCACUAUAACAAGGCACAGAGGAGAAUUUCAAGAUGUUCCAUUGUCUCUUGACCUUUUGGAAGAUCUCCAAAAGGUUAUUUGAUGGGCCUAUUGUAUUGUACUCGCAACAUUGGAUAUUUCUUGGCUUAGAAUGGCAAGAAGUUGUGUCAUCAAUGUUGAGCCAUCACAAUUAAAA